GUUAAUGUAGUUUGGUGUUGAUCUUGCGUAUAUAAAGGAAAGCUUGACGAAAGUAAUUGCAUCAGAGAAAAAGAAUUAAAACACCCGAGACAUCACAACAAAGAAGUAGUCGAAACCUAAUUAAUCCAUCAAUGGCGAUGUCGGGAACAUACAUGACGGACGUGCCUCUGAAUGGAUCGGCCGAGAAACACUACAAGUUGUGGAGUAGCGAGACCCAUCGCAUCCCUGACACUAUCGGCCACCUCAUCCAAGGUGUCAUCCUCCACGAGGGCGAUUGGGACUCUCACGGCUCCAUCAAGACAUGGAAGUACAAUCUUGAUGGGAAGGAGGAAGAGUUUAAGGAGAGAACAGAGAUAGACGAAGAGAAGAUGGCGGUGACGAUGACUGCGCUCGAUGGUCAAGUCAUGGAGGAGCUUAAGGUGUAUAUCCCAAAUCUACAAUUCAUCCCCGAGUCCCAAAAUGCUUGUGUCUGCAAAGUUAGUGUGAAGUGGGAGAAACGCACCGAAGACUCAGAACCCGCCAAGUUUUAUAAGUUUCUCGAGAAGAUGAUUGCUGAUUCGGAUGACCACAUUCUCCAUAACCAGGAAUGAUGGAUCGAUAUGCUUAAUCAUCAUCACAUUCUCCGUUUAUUAUAUACGUUUAUUGUUUGUUUGUAAUUUGUGUUCAUCUCGUACCUGAUAUUACUACUUCUUAAUUUAUAUAUAUAACAAUAACAUCCUGGUGUUGUAUGUCCAACGUUUAUUUCUAUACGUAUCGUUUAUUUUUAUUCUAUUUUUUUGGAAGGUAUGGCAAAGAGAUUUUCAAUUGCUCUCAGCAUAGCUG
This is a messenger RNA of Arabidopsis thaliana (thale cress), 822 nucleotides long. Its product is annotated as Polyketide cyclase/dehydrase and lipid transport superfamily protein. Bases 132 to 590 code for a protein of 152 amino acids. The record is from RefSeq and is marked reviewed. Gene Ontology annotation, biological process: defense response. The transcript is spliced from 2 exons. Lineage: Eukaryota; Viridiplantae; Streptophyta; Magnoliopsida; Brassicales; Brassicaceae.